Helianthus annuus (common sunflower) is the source of this 1308-nucleotide messenger RNA. Its product is annotated as aspartic proteinase CDR1. Gene Ontology annotation, molecular function: aspartic-type endopeptidase activity. Lineage: Eukaryota; Viridiplantae; Streptophyta; Magnoliopsida; Asterales; Asteraceae. Bases 1 to 1308 code for a protein of 435 amino acids. The record is from RefSeq and is a predicted model, not a curated record. Gene Ontology annotation, cellular component: extracellular region. The transcript has a single exon. Gene Ontology annotation, biological process: proteolysis.
AUGGCGUUUCCCUCACUUGCACUAGCAACAACACUAUUCAUUUUUAGUUUUUACACCGUCCAUGGCUCAUUCGCCGGCGACGAUUCAUUAACCAUCAAUCUCCUCCACCGAGAUUCCAUCGAUUCCCCCUUUUACGAUGGUUCCAUGACGUUUUCUCAACGCUUGGGCCACGCUUUGCAACGCUCUUUUAACAAUGCCAAACGAUAUAAAUGUGUCACAAGAGGUUCCACAUACAAAGCCGAUUUAAUCCCCGAUCACGGGGAAUUUCUCAUGAACAUUUCCUUCGGAAAUCCGUCGCAUAUAGUCCUAGCUAUUGCCGACACCGGUAGCGACUUAUCGUGGAUGCAGUGUAAGCCUUGCAUUCAAUGUUAUGAGCACACGGGUAUACCUUUUAACCCGAAGAGCUCAUCAACAUAUGAACCCGUUGGAUGUAAAUCUAAAACGUGCAACGCGUUAUCUUCUUCGCUCGAUACUAGGUGCUCGUCGAGGAAAAACUGUCAGUUUUUUGAGAGUUACGCCGACGGAUCUUUUAGCAACGGUACGGUGUCAACAGACACCGUCACGUUAGGUAAACGCGUCCUAAAAAAUAUAGUUUUUGGUUGUAGUUUUUAUAAUGACGGUGUUUUCCAACCAACAUGGGGUGGGAUCAUUGGCCUUGGUGGAGGUGAGUACUCUCUAGUGUCACAAAUAAUAAAAUAUGUGCCGGCUAAGUUUUCAUAUUGUUUGAUUCCAUUUCCUGACACUGAUGGUAUAUCAAAUAAAACUAGUAAAAUGGUUUUUGGUAACUUUGACUUUGGCCCAAAUGUUGUAUCCACUCCACUUGUCCAAGGGAUCACAAAAACAUUUUAUCAUGUAACAUUGGAAGGGAUAAGUGUCGGUAAUACGCGGGUAGAUAUGCGCGACCACUCGAAUUCCUCAAAGCCGGUGCCGAAAGGAAACAUGAUCGUUGAUUCAGGGACAACGUUAACGAUGUUACCUGCAAAACAAUACAAUGAGUUCGAGAGGGCGGUUAAGGACGCUAUUAAUGUUAGGACUAUCAAAGAUCCACAAAAAACAUUGGAUUUGUGUUAUCGUUCCGCGAAAGUGACCAAAAUGCCUAAAGUGACGAUGCAUUUCGAUGGGGCGGAUGUCGAGUUGAGUCGGGAAAACGUUUUUGUGACGGUCAGUAAGCAUAUUAUGUGCUUGGCAUUUUCAUCUACUACAAGCAUCCCGGUUAUGGGUAACUUGGCUCAGAUUAAUCAUUUGGUUGGUUAUGACUUAGAAAACAAAAUGCUGUCGUUUAAAACUACUGACUGUCAAAAGAUGUAG